UCUCAACUAAGAAAACCUGGAGUUCUGCUCAAACGUACUGCAGGGAAAACUACCUUGACUUGGCAACGAUUGAGAACCAGCAGGAAAACGMUGWAGCUAAAARGUUGAUACCGACCUCAGACAUGAGUUGGAUCGGUCUGUACCGAGUGCCGUGGACUUGGUCCGAUGGGAGCCCCAGCUCGUUCAGACACUGGACCUCUACCGGGCCAACAAACAGCGACGGUACUCUGCACUGCGCCACUGAGAAUAAUUUACAUGAGUGGAGUGAUGCAAACUGUGAUGCUCCCCAUGUUUUCAUCUGCCAUCAAGUGACAAAGAAGGUCAGCCUUGUGAAGAUGACGACUGUGACCGAUGCYGACCUGACCGAUCCGGACAUCAGCGCCCGGCUCCUCCAGCAGCUUGGCGCCUUACUGACAAGUCAGGGRUGGACUGAUUUCAAAAUACAGUGGAAGAUUACACCCAAGAAAGAAGGACAAAAAUGAAAGCGCAGGACAUCAGUGUGAUUAAUGUUSUCUGCAUAUUUAUACUCUGUACAGAACUCGAACCACUGUUGGUGAUAAUACAGUAAAUCUGUCUCUAUAGAACMAAAAAUAACUAUCCUCUGUAAUUAACAAUCAUUUUAAUGUCAGCGUAAUGCUUUUAAAGUUUUCAUCUGAUUAAUUUACUAAUCACUUGAUGAUGAUUUUAAACUUGAAGCCAGAAGGAUAUCUAUAUGCAAAAGUCACACUUCACAUGUUUUUACGCUUCCAGCCCAAUGUUUGAAAAUUCUCCUUUGGGGAUCAAUAAACUGUUUUUGAAUUGAA
Molecule: messenger RNA, 803 nt
Organism: Poecilia reticulata (guppy)
Lineage: Eukaryota; Metazoa; Chordata; Actinopteri; Cyprinodontiformes; Poeciliidae
Source: RefSeq, a predicted model, not a curated record